Molecule: messenger RNA, 5754 nt
Organism: Phyllostomus discolor (pale spear-nosed bat)
Lineage: Eukaryota; Metazoa; Chordata; Mammalia; Chiroptera; Phyllostomidae
Gene: DTNA
Product: dystrobrevin alpha
Exons: 21
Coding region: 348-2399 (683 amino acids)
Biological process (GO): synaptic signaling
Cellular component (GO): plasma membrane; synapse
Molecular function (GO): zinc ion binding
Source: RefSeq, a predicted model, not a curated record
AGAUCAUAGUUUCAGGAUCCUCAGGAAACCCUGGUACUGGCAGCAGCCAGCCUCUGCUGUGCCCACAUGACCCACAACUCUGGCAGCGGACCCGGCACUUCCAACAUUAUUAAAUAAUAAGAAAGCGGCUCCUACUCCACGCCCGAACCUCCCUACAGACUGAUGGACACCUUCUAAGAGUUUGGCGAGUCAGUGACUGAGGCGCCCGUCCAUUCCAAGAUAAGUAGGAUUUACCAUUUCCUGGAUGAAGUAUUUGGGAAGUCUUUAAAUGCCACAGUCAACUGCCAUUUCGAAGAAAAAAUAAAUGGUUUUGGAAAGUUCAUGCAGUUUCUUCACUGAAUUUUAGAAUGAUUGAAGAUAGUGGGAAAAGAGGAAAUACUAUGGCAGAAAGAAGACAGCUGUUUGCAGAGAUGAGGGCUCAAGAUCUGGAUCGUAUCCGACUCUCCACCUACAGAACAGCAUGCAAGCUUCGGUUUGUUCAGAAGAAAUGCAAUCUGCACCUGGUGGACAUUUGGAAUGUCAUUGAGGCAUUGCGGGAAAAUGCUCUCAACAACCUGGACCCAAACAUAGAACUUAGUGUGGCCCGCUUGGAGGCUGUGCUGUCCACCAUUUUCUACCAGCUCAACAAACGGAUGCCGACCACUCACCAAAUCCAUGUGGAGCAGUCCAUCAGCCUGCUGCUCAACUUCCUGUUGGCAGCCUUUGAUCCGGAAGGCCAUGGCAAAAUUUCAGUAUUUGCGGUCAAAAUGGCUUUAGCCACACUGUGUGGAGGGAAGAUCAUGGACAAAUUAAGAUAUAUUUUCUCAAUGAUUUCUGACUCCAGUGGGGUGAUGGUUUAUGGACGAUACGAUCAAUUCCUGCGGGAAGUUCUCAAGCUACCCACAGCAGUUUUUGAAGGUCCCUCAUUCGGUUACACAGAACAGUCCGCUAGAUCCUGUUUCUCUCAACAGAAAAAAGUCACGUUAAACAGUUUCUUGGACACACUCAUGUCAGACCCUCCCCCUCAGUGUCUGGUCUGGCUGCCCCUUCUGCACCGGCUGGCAAAUGUAGAAAAUGUCUUCCAUCCGGUGGAAUGUUCCUACUGCCACAGUGAGAGUAUGAUGGGGUUUCGCUACCGAUGCCAACAGUGUCACAAUUACCAGCUCUGUCAGGACUGCUUCUGGAGAGGACAUGCUGGCGGUUCCCAUAGCAACCAGCACCAAAUGAAAGAGUACACGUCAUGGAAAUCACCCGCUAAGAAGCUAACAAAUGCUUUAAGCAAGUCCCUGAGCUGCGCUUCCAGCCGUGAGCCUUUGCACCCUAUGUUCCCGGACCAGCCUGAGAAGCCACUCAACUUGGCCCACAUCGUGCCACCCAGACCUGUAACCAGCAUGAAUGACACCCUGUUCUCCCACUCUGUUCCCUCCUCAGGAAGUCCUUUUAUUACCAGGAGUAUGCUGGAGAGUUCAAACCGGCUUGACGAAGAACACAGGCUGAUUGCCAGGUACGCGGCGAGACUGGCAGCAGAGUCCACUUCGUCUCAGCCAGCUCAGCAGAGAAGUGCUCCUGACAUUUCCUUCACCAUCGAUGCAAAUAAGCAGCAAAGACAGCUCAUCGCAGAACUAGAAAACAAGAACAGAGAAAUCUUACAGGAGAUCCAGAGGCUGCGGCUAGAGCAUGAGCAAGCGUCUCAGCCUACCCCAGAGAAGGCACAGCAAAACCCCACUCUGCUGGCGGAGCUGCGGCUCCUCAGACAGCGCAAGGAUGAGCUGGAACAGAGAAUGUCUGCUCUCCAGGAGAGCCGGAGAGAGCUAAUGGUCCAGUUAGAAGGUCUCAUGAAGCUGCUAAAGACCCAGGGGGCAGGCUCUCCUCGCUCCUCCCCCAGCCACACCAUCAGCAGGCCCAUCCCCAUGCCCGUGCGGUCCGCCUCUGCCUGCUCCACCCCGACUCACACGCCUCAGGACUCGCUCACAGGGGUCGGGGGAGAUGUACAGGAGGCGUUUGCACAGAGUUCAAGAAGAAAUUUAAGGAAUGACUUAUUAGUGGCAGCGGAUUCCAUCACUAACACCAUGUCCUCACUCGUGAAAGAGCUGAAUUCCGAGGUGGGGAGUGAAACGGAGAGCAAUGUGGAUUCUGAAUUUGGACGGACUCAGUUUGAGGAUCUGGUUCCAUCACCAACCUCGGAAAAGGCUUUUCUCGCGCAAAUCCAUGCGCGGAAACCGGGGUACAUUCACGGCGGAGCUACCCCAAGCACCAUGCGCACUGACGUGGUCACGGAAGAUGGGGAUCCCUACGUGCAGCCCGAGGAUGAGAACUACGAGAACGACUCAGUGCGGCAGCUGGAGAACGAGCUCAAGAUGGAGGAAUACCUGAAGCAGAAGCUGCAGGAUGAAGCCUAUCAGGUCAGCUUGCAAGGUUGAAUACAAUAUCCUUUUAUCACUCUCCUCUCAAGCAAACUAUAGUCAGACAGAUGAUGAAAAUAACAUGAGAGCUGAUGAUGAAGGGAAGCGCUGCACCCACCCACACAGAGGAGAAGACAGCAGCCUGGCAGCCACCUCACCGGAGAGAGGAGCCACCACACGCAGCAGCUCCUGACAGACCCCCUCCCCAAAAGACGUUUUCCACUGACUGUAGCGCAGCUAACAUUUUGUUCUAAGAUUUGUAGUUCAUAGUUGUAUGUGUUUUAAAAAAGGAAAAAAAAGACUUCGGUUCACAGCUAACUUAUCAACUCCAUCUUCUGUAACAUGGCUCAUCCCUGGUUUAAAACAAACAAAAAACCCACAGGCUGAAAACCCAUGCUGCUGUUACUCGCGAUGGCAGUGUUAAUAAGCAUUUUAAACCUUUGCACAUGAUAUUGAACCUGUUCAGUUUACAAUGACAAUAUUAAUACUGUUUAUAGUUAGAAGUUUGAUUUCUGAAUUCUUUGAGAUUUUAGCAAAACAGUUUAUUAUACAAUGUACAUUUUUUUUCCACAGCAAUUGGGAAAAAACAACCACUUGCAAUUAUUCUUGACCCUGACGGAUUUGGCUUCUGGGUGUACAGACUCAGAGCCCGGAAGCCAAGAAGGGUCCUUGGCCUACAUUGUCUGCCGUUGUCUCCAAGUCUCUGUGAGCAGUGACUUGAACCAAACACACCAGGAAAAUGCAGUCUUUGGGGCUUCUUUCCAACUUGAGGUUGUUUUCUUUCAAGAUACUCUAGCAGAUCAGCCAUAGAAUUUAGUGUAAAUAUUUUUUCCAAGUAGAUGUCAUAUUCAAAAACAGACAACAUUCAAAUUCUACAGAAUCUAGUUUUUAAAAUCAGCACAGAUCUUCUUAAAAACUGUGAAGUAUGUUUUGAAAUAAUCGUUACUAAGCUGUUUAUAAACCACAGGUGCCAUAAGAUCCCCACAUGGACUAAAGUGAUCUCUGCUCUUCCACGGUCCUGUUCCUCUUGUUUUAGCUUUAGGGAGCAUGUCUCUAACAGCACCACUCAUCCACAAGUCCCCCUAUCAGGUUGUUUGGAGGCCUUCAGCUUUAAUUGUACAGGCUUAAAAAGUGCGCUUGCAAAAAUGUUCACUCUCCUUUUAUUUCUGAAUGUUUAUUGCCUUAGCUGGCUACCUGGUAUUCUGCAUGCAGCCUUCUGUGGUCACGUGAAAGGAAACAGCUUCUGCUAAGUUGAGUUGGGAUUUUGCACUCAGAGAAAAGCUGGGGUGCAAAAGAAAUGUCAAAGAAGGGAGAAUGGAAGACUCUGCUGAUGGUCCUUUAUGAGGACCCUUUUGGGGGAGUGCUAAAGACCUCCCUUAGGGAUUCUUGGGAACUGAAAAAAUAACCUUUUUUAAGAUGUGAUGAAAUAAAAAUCCUGCAGCAUAUUAGAUGCAUUAUACUAAAAUUGGCAGCUUCUCUGGAAUUCCUGCUAAUCCUUUAAAAAAAAAAAGAAGAGAACAUCAUUUUAAGGCAGUGGUUCUCAAAGUGUGUUCCCUGGACCAGAAAACACCAGCAUCCCCUGGGAAUUUAAAAAUGCAAAUCUUUGGGCCCCAGCCCAGGCCUACUGAGUCAGUAACUUGGGGGGGGGGGGGGUGGGACCGCAGCAAUCUAUGUUUUAAUAAGCCCUCCAGGUGAUUCUGGUGCCUGCUAAAGGUUGAGAACCACUGCUUUAGAAUCAAGUUGUGUAAUAAAAUCUCUGAAAAGGCCUUAUUCAAAAUAAAUAAGACACGCUCUGUGUCAACCUUAAAACUUCAGCAAUUUGAUUUUGCUUCCAGAGCUGGCAGCACCCUUGCCCACCACACAUAGUUGGUGAUAAGGGGUACCCAGCUGAGAGCAGAUAUCCUGACAUCUUCCAGCUCCCUCUCCAGAGGGCUCUAAGAUGUUCCCAUCUCUGCAUUUGGUCAGAAACCAUCUUCUUGGCUGCCCUUAGAACAAAAUCACUUGCCUUAGGGAUAGUUAAGCUCAUGUUUGGCAUUAGUAAGGAGCCCAUUCUAUCCAUUGACAUACUUAAUCAUACUUCCUUCCAGAGAACCAGUCUGACAAAUGUCCCUGAGAACAGGCUGACACCAAAGUGGCACAACUGCACAGUUCUCAGAUUUUUUGCACAGAUAGAUUUUAUUGCAGGUUUUGUUGGUAUACCUUAAUGUUCAUCUCCUUUCCACUGCCCAUCUUCUGUGAAACCGUACCUCUCUAGAUGGAGCAGGUGGUCCCGGGUGCCUCGUACUCAGUACUUACAACCACUACAUCCCAGCUACCUACAUUGCUGUCAGCUCUAACUCAUAGCCAGGUAGUUCUUGAACUCAGAACUCUGACCCUGCAAGUGGCAUGCAGCCACUGACUGGAAUGAGCUGAACUCUGUUGUCACUUUGUGUUUCUAUAUCAGAAUGUUUGUCUGAGGUUUGAACUGUUUUGCUGAUAAUCUUCCCCCUUGUUGUAGCUUUCAUUGCCAACUCCAUCACACGGUUGUUGACACCAUCGUGCAAAGCCAUUGCAAGGUCUCUAGAAACUGCUGCCAAUGACCAGUUCCUGACUAACCAGCAACCUUUUCUUUCUCUUAGCUCCGCGUCAGCACUGAGACCAGACUCAAGCACCCCUGUCCUGUAAUCGAGACAAAAUGGCGUGUGUUGUUUUGGGUUUUUGUGGUUUUUGGUGGGUUUCUUUCCUUGGCUCUCCAAAUUUACUUUUGGGGCCUGUUCUAAGAGCAAACCUAGCAGGUUUUACCUGUCCUGUCUAUUAGGUACAAUUAUAUCUGGGGUGGGGGGGUGUUUCUUUCUUGUUCCACAAUGAAUUGCACAUGCAUUUCCAUCAGAGAUGAUGGCCUAUUAAUGAGCACUGGGCUAACACAGCCAGCCGUCCUCCACAACACCAUAUUAAUGGAAGGAAGGAGGAGGGUGAAAUCUACUGUAUAGGAUUCAGGAAUCAGUUGUGGUUGGUCAGAACGGAAGUCGGGGUAAGUUUGGUUGGUCAGAGGGAGAUGUGCUGGAGAUCGUGAAAAAUGGAUUCUCGAACGAUAAGGCAGGGAAGGUUCAUUUGUAAGUAGUAAUGUGAACUUAAUUGCAUAAGAGUGUGGCCUUUGUUGUGAUAUACUAUGUAUUUUCUUAGUAUGCAUGAGCCAAACUGUUGCAUCAUAAUUUAGCACUGAUGUCCGCUUUUAUUUUGAUCAUCUUUGUCCACCCUUAGUUCUUGGCUGUUAACUGUAGAUAAACAUUGUAAAUACAGCAACUUUUGGUUGCUGCAGUCACCUUGGUUCGAUUCCAUGCAAGGAGCCACAAACAAGAACUCCACGGUGUCCUCAGAAGAAAGGGCAUUUUUA